This is a messenger RNA of Pseudo-nitzschia multistriata, 2778 nucleotides long. NCBI's taxonomy places the organism in Eukaryota, Bacillariophyta, Bacillariophyceae, Bacillariales, Bacillariaceae. The record is from the annotation of a GenBank genome assembly.
CGAUACAGAACGAAACGUAUUCGUAAGCUUCCGUAACGUAUUGUUCAGUAGGAUUCCAACGGCAAACUACGUACGACAAUAAUUCUGAAUUUUAACAAAAAUUUUCAUUAAAAAUCUCUUGUUUCUCGUCAUGUUACGUGUUUGAGGCAUCAUCGUUCUUAGUUUUCUCCAACAACAGCUCACAACGCGUUAUCAUCAGCAAUCAUUCGAUCACCUGAGGACAGGAAUCUGUUGUUGUACGCUACUAAAUUUAUCGCAAAGAAGAAUAAGCCAAAACCAUGUCUUUUUGUGGGUUAGCAAAUGGAAUAAUUGCGGAUGGAUUUUGUGCAGUCGAACUACCCCUAAGCGGUACGUUACAUCAACAACAGACUCUACGGACGAAGCGAAAAACUCAUCCAUAUUACUAGAGGUCAGAAUUUCAUUUCAUUAAUCGUAUCUUUUGCUUUCUCUUCUGUUGUUUUCCACAUACAGUUUCGAGGCCGAGAAGCGUGCGUGUCCACGGAGAUUCCGACGAAAUCUUUGUCCUGGAAAGAGAAACACAGUCCAUCGUGCAUCUCUUCGACUCUGACGGGGACGGGAUUCCUGAUAGCAAAGCAAUCGUUGCUUCUGCGAGUAAUCUGAAUCAUGGAUUGGCCAUUUACGAUGGUUACAUCUACGCUUCUAGCGACUCGACGGUGUACAGGUGGCCGUUGUACGAGGGCGAUAUUGCAGGUAGCGUUUCAAUGAAUUACAAUGCCUUUCCCCUUGUUAACGAGGAGGUUGUAGUGAGCAACAUUAAUGAGGACGGUAUGGGAGGCGCUCCCUUAGGCCAUAAGACACGGACCCUCGAAUUCGACAAAUCAGGAAUGCUGUACAUUUCGGUAGGUUCGAAUAAAAACGUGGACGGCGACUCCUAUCGAUCGAGAAUACGAAGGUUCAAUAUCAGUGAUCCCUCAGUCACAUUUCCUCAAGACUUUCAGACGAUGGAGGUUUUUGCGGAUGGGCUGCGCAAUGAAGUCGGCUUAGCUUUUGACAAGCACGGUAUACUUUGGGGUGUAGAAAACAGUGCAGACAAUCUCGUACGAGAAGAUCUGGGUGGUGAUAUACAUGAAGACAACGUAAGUUACGUAUUGUGCCUUGCGAGACUGUCUCGCAUUUUUUAUCAUGCAAAAUUGCUUGUGCUCAUCGAAUUUAUUUUUAUUUCAAAUGAUUUUGAUAAUGCUUAGCCUGUAAGUCGAAUUCACCGCCAGAAAGAAAAAACAGUUUAUCGACGAUUAGACUGAAUGCUCACCAUUUCUCGUCCGUUAAUCACACCACUAGGCUGAAGAAUUGAAUAGAUUUCGUCCGGAGGAUGCUGGGAAGCACUGGGGAUAUCCAUACUGUUGGACGGAAUACAAUCUCCCAGCCCCCACUGGUAUUGGUAGAGGCAUGGUAUGGGCGUGGCCUAGUUUUUUUGAGGAUGGCACAAUUACAGACGAAGAGUGUCGCAAUGAUUACAUAGCCCCCGUGGUACCUAUGCAAGCUCAUUCGGCACCUCUUGGAAUCACAUUUUUCAACUGGCUACCCGCUCAAGAAGUAGUGUCGGAGGCUUGUAAUGGAGUCAAGUCAUUUCCAGAAGAAAUGAAUGGUUUUGCCUUCAUCGCAUACCAUGGUUCGUGGAAUCGAGAUGUACCUACCGGGUAUAAAGUUGUAUAUGUUCAAAUGGAUGAAAGUGGUGAUGCGAUAGGCGAGCCAAUUGACCUAUUGGCACAUUCACCACCAAAUGCUAAGUGGGAAGAUGGGUUUCGCCCAGUGGAUGUAGCUUUCGAUAGUUGUGGAAGGUUGAUCGUCACAAGUGAUGGAACGAGAGGUCGAGGUGCAAAAGUGAUUCGUAUCGAAUAUAUCGGUCGAGAAAUAAAUGGCUCAACAGAAGCUUCAAACCCACCAGACAUCUCCUCCGCUGCGGAAUUUUCAAGUACGCAAAUCUAUGCGUUUCUUUUCGCAUUUCUAAUGGUAGCAAUCUGUUCAUAGUUGGAUCAGAGCAGUUUGAGAUGAUCUGAAUUCAACAGGCAUGGAAAAUAGUUGUCGAUGCAGCAGAGACAUCACGCGAAGAAUAAUUUUCUGAAAACUGAAUUAGUGUACGCCUUGAAAUUGUCAGUGGCGUGAAACGGCAGAGAGGCGUUGAUUUCAGUCGGGCAUAUUGUAUUUGUUGCUAGAUUGACUUUCUUUCAAACGAAGCACACGUAUUUAUCAACCCUCGGGGUCUCAAUACUCGGUGAAAAAUAGCGAUUUAUAAUGAAUUGCGUGUUGUCGCUUCCUUAUCUCUGGGAGCUUCUCUCUUCAAUUUGAUCCGCAUAACAAAGCUGUUGAUCUGUGAUGAACAAGGGAAAGACCUUUUGUACACGAAAGCUAGCAGCGAGUUGAAUCGUUCGCGCGUUCGUCCCCUUCCUUUUUAGCGGGGAAGAUUGGCAUAUCUAUCGACCAAUCUAUUGUUGGCGGCCUCCAAAACCAUCGGAUUCAAUAUAAGCGGCCAGGGUGCACUCGCGACUUUUUUUUUAUCGGCCCCUUUCGCUGUUUCCAAACUUUGUUGGACUGGAUGCCUUGCUUCGCUGCGAUGAUCUUGGAUCACCGUCGGAUUUUUUACGGCGUCCUCCAGGAACUGACAAACAUCUUUCCACUCCAGAGUUCGGUUUUCUUCCUUUCUUUUGUUUAUUGUAUUUCCGUCCGACCGAUCGGCAGUAGGCUGGUGAAGAUGCUCAUCAGCCUCGCUUGCGUUUUCUUCUGCUUUCGCCCGAGAAAGAAUAAUGCUCAAGAGUUGGU